CUCACUUCUACGUCUCAACGCUCUCUGUUUACAAAUCUCAAAUACAAGUUUCUAGGGUUUCAAUUUCUACUUCUAUCAGAAAAUGAGUUCCACUGCUACAACCAAGGGAGGAAGAGGCAAGCCAAAGGCCUCCAAAUCUGUUUCAAGAUCUUCAAAGGCCGGUCUUCAAUUUCCCGUUGGAAGAAUCGCUAGAUUCCUAAAGGCCGGAAAAUACGCCGAACGUGUCGGUGCCGGUGCUCCUGUUUACCUCUCCGCCGUUCUCGAGUAUCUCGCUGCUGAGGUUUUGGAAUUGGCUGGAAACGCUGCCAGAGACAACAAGAAGAACCGUAUUGUUCCAAGGCACAUUCAACUCGCUGUGAGGAAUGACGAGGAACUCAGCAAGCUUUUGGGAUCUGUAACCAUUGCUAAUGGAGGUGUUUUGCCUAAUAUUCAUCAGACUUUGCUUCCCAAGAAGGUUGGAAAGGGAAAGGGUGAAAUUGGAUCUGCUUCUCAAGAAUUUUAGGGGUUUCAUUGCGACGUUUUGAUCUGAUCAUAGUUUAUUUUGAUGCAGUUGUAAUAUACAUGUUUAAUUUCUUUAUUUCUGCCAUGAAUUGAAAUGUAUCACUAUGAUAUAGUGAAUGGUUUUGUACUGAACCCUUAUAACUGGUGAUGAAUGGAUAACAAAUUUAUCGGUUUA
Cicer arietinum (chickpea) is the source of this 676-nucleotide messenger RNA. It is a transcript of the gene HIS2A, whose product is annotated as histone H2AX. Gene Ontology annotation, cellular component: nucleosome. Lineage: Eukaryota; Viridiplantae; Streptophyta; Magnoliopsida; Fabales; Fabaceae. Gene Ontology annotation, molecular function: DNA binding; structural constituent of chromatin; protein heterodimerization activity. The record is from RefSeq and is marked provisional.